This is a messenger RNA of Phyllotreta striolata, 1346 nucleotides long. The record is from the annotation of a GenBank genome assembly. Lineage: Eukaryota; Metazoa; Arthropoda; Insecta; Coleoptera; Chrysomelidae.
CCCAAGUAUGUACAAAUACGCUAUUAUUUAUGUAUAUAUUCAAUAAUAACAUAAAAUAACUAAUCAAAAUUAUAAUAAAAUAAAAUAACCGCAAUAAUCAUUUUCUUCGAUUUUACGACUUGCUUCUUUGAAAGUCUAAUCCCACGAAUCAUUCAAACUAUCGCAGUGAGUAACAUUCAACGUCCGAAGAAAAACGAGAUCAUAUUGCGAGUAAUCUUCAAAGAAAUCUACUAGGUCAUCGGACAGUUCAAGACAAAAUUUCAGACAAACAUCAAUCGGCUUGAAGUUCUUGGUAAAGCUGGCUAAAAUCAUUUCACGUCUUCGGGAAUUCCCUCAUUGAAAUUCGCGGUUCAAUUUAGGCGACAAAAUUUAUACACAAAGAAAAAAAUCGCAUAUGUAGUAUAAAACAAGAAGCAGGUUUGUCUUGUUGGUCAGUGUUGAAGGUUUUGAGUUCACUGCCGUUUCCUUAAAUGAGCAUUGUGUUUAAUAUUUCGUACAAAAUGACUAUGACGAAAAUCCUAGUAAUACUAGUUUGCUUCGCCUCUACGGCAAUCUGCCAAAGACCAUCUUUCGCUGGUAGGCCACAAGAGGGCGUGCAUCCUAUGUUCAAACAAAAUCAAACCCAAACUGUACAAACUAAUUUAGACAGCCGAUUCGGAGAAAACGGCGGAACAACUUCCACAUUACCAGUCGAUGCCAGAGGAGAUGCCAAUCUCGUCAAUCGCCUGAACGAAUGGCCGAACGAGAACAAGCCCUUCUGGUUGGUCAACCAUAAGAUUAUCGAGCAGCACAGAGGCACUCCGAGCCAAGGAAGCGGUACUGCUUCCGGCGUUCAGACUAGUACCACUUUAAGUUCGUCUACAGCUCAGGGACAAAACGUGGGAACUCAAGCCAAUGUUGCCUCUACUGCCUCAACUUCACAACCUAGCGGUGGCGUUCAAGGGAUUAAUAACAGAUUCGGAGAAGGCAGCAAUGGCCCAAAUACCAACAGUAACAACUCGUUUUCUAUUGUAGUGAAUGGGCAAUGGAGAACUUACAAGUACAACGAGCCUACUGAUUCUUGGAUUAGAGUUUAGGAGACCAUUUUUAAGUAAUAAAAUAUUAAGAGAGACUGCGAGUAGGAAUAAGUUUUAAUAGUUUUACAUUUAUGAUUAACGGAUAAUUUGGGAAUAUAAAUUUUGAAGAUUUAUAAUAAUUCGAAUUAGAAAAUAAAUGUUAAUAUGUAUUAUUUCUAAGGUGCUUUUAAUAGGUACUUAUGUUUCAUAACAUAGCGAAACAUUUUUGUAUGUAUUUAAUUUACAACCGUUAGAAAUAAAAAAAAAUCAUCUUCUUUUUAAUUAAUUUAC